CGCCAUUAGUUGGAGUGGCGGUGACACCCCGCCAUGUUUGCCGUCUCUUCCCCUUCUCUAGCACUCUUUGCCUGAGGACUCCUCCAGUUGCUUGCUCUCGCUCUUUUGUGUCAGUGCCCGUCUCUUCUGUGGGGAAGUGAGACGCGCUUCCUGAGGGAGGGACAGUCAGUGAGUGGCCUGACAGAGACUGUCUCUGCUACCGACAAGGGAGGAACAGAGUCAGAGAGUGCGGGGGAGAGGAAGAACCGCGAAGACUACGGGGCGUGCUGUAACCUCCUCCUGUCGGGUGAUAGGGGCUUCUCUGUGCAGCCAGGGCAGAGGUAACUGGCAUGGAGGAGGACCACUCUGCAGAUGAGUGCCUGCCAGCAGGGUGGGAGGUCCGUCUCCAGGCACAGGAAGAAGAAGUCCUGUUGUUAAAGUCAGCCUUAUGUGAUGUCCUGCAAAGGAUCCGCAACCUGGAGACUCAGUUGCCUUCUGGACACCUUUGUGACUACUCCUCCUCCAUUGUGCCACCUGUCAGUAAUGUCAUUUCACCGCUCAAAGCUAUAAGUGAACCCCUGGAUAGAACUCAGGAUUAUAGAUCAGCACUGUGUACUGUGGGAACACAAACAGAAUGGGCUUUGGUUUAUAAGGAACCAAAGGACAGUCUAGAUCCCAUGGAUGGGACAGCACCUUGUGAGAAUGAUUCAUUCAAUAAGGAAUAUUCUGAUGGAAUUACUGACUCUGAAGAGGUAGAAAAGGUAUUCCAGAGCCCGACACCCGAAGAUAGCGGAGCUAAUAUACAUGCUGUGACGCCACUGAAGCUGAACAAGAAGGAGCUGUUACGCAGGAAUAGUUCUUCUGAUAAACUGGUCAGAGAUGCAAAAGAGAAGAGUAAGAGACUGGAGAGGAAAGUUCUCUCUUCUUCCAAUCUUUUAAGUGGUUCCUCAGCAUCUAAACGGGGAAAUUAUAACAUAGAUGGUAUGAGUGUUAAGGUUUUUCUCCGUGGUCGACCAAUUACAAUGUAUAUACCUUCCUGUAUAAAAAACCAUGAUGACCAGAAGCCAGAACUUCCCAGUGAAAAGCUGCAGUUAGAGUGGGUUUAUGGCUGUCGUGGCCGUGAUUCCAGAUGUAAUCUACGAAUGUUGCAGUCUGGGGAAGUUAUCUACUUCACUGCUUGUGUCAUAGUCAUCUGUGAUGUAAACCGUGGAACUCAGCGCCACUUUUUACGGCACACCGACUGUGUUCGAUGUCUAGCUGUCCACCCUGAUGGAGUGAGAGUGGCCUCUGGACAAACAGCCGGAGUGGACAAGGAUGGUAAGCCCAUGGUAUUCAUAUGGGAUUCAUCAUCACUUCAAAUAUUACAUCAGAUUGGAUUGGGCUUCUUUGAAAGAGGUGUUGGCUGUCUUACCUUCUCCACUCAGGACUUUGGCCUAUUCCUUUGUGUUGUAGACGACUGCAGUGACCAUGUGUUAUCUGUAUGGGACACAGUGAAAGGAAACAAGAUUUCAGAAACAAAGUGCACAAAUGAACCGGUGCUGUGUGUUGCUUUCAACCCUGUGGACAGCUCUUACAUUGUCACUGUGGGCAAGUCACAUAUUCACUUUUGGAGCUGGAGUGCUGCUUCCCUGACUAAGAAACAAGGCAUUUUUGGUAAAUAUAAAAAGCCUCGCUAUGUACAGUGUGUGCUGUUUGACCAAACUGGGGACGUCCUCACAGGAGACUCAGAGGGACAGAUAUUAACCUGGGCCAGAAGUGCAGCAGACACACGGACAUUAGGCAAAGGUGCAAAGGAUACUUACCAGAUAUCACGUCUUACACGUGCACAUGAUGGUAGUGUAUCAUCACUGACGGCUCUCCAAGGAGGUUGUGUGCUCAGUUCUGGAGGAAAAGACAGGCGCUUGGUAUUAUGGAGUGAGACACUGAGCCAGCUUAAGGAGUUUGAGAUUCCUGAGCAGUAUGGAGCUGUACGAUCCGUAGCAGAGGGCAUAGAGGGAGAACUGCUGGUUGGAACAGCGAAGAAUGCCCUUCUAAAGGGAUCUUUGGAACAUGGAUUCACACCAGUUAUACAGGGGCACACAGAUGAAUUGUGGGGAUUAGCUACACAUCCAUUUCAGAAUAUUUUUCUGACCUGUGGACAUGACAAACAGUUGUGUAUUUGGAAUGGUAAUGAUCAUACUCUGAAUUGGGCACAUUUUCUGGAGGAUCCUGGUUUAUGUGCAGAUUUCCAUCCCAAUGGAAGAGAAGUUUGUGUGGGUCUGAGCACAGGAAAGUGGCUAGUCCUGGACCUGCAGAACCGCAAAAUUCUGUCUGUGCACUCUGAUGGGAAUGAGCAACUCUCUGUCGUCAGAUACUCUCCAGAUGGGAAUUUCCUGGCUGUUGGAUCCCAUGAUAAUGUCAUCUACAUGUACAGCACAGGCCAGAAAGAUCAUAAAGAUUAUUCACGUGACAACUCUAUAGAAGAUAAAUAUAGCCCCCAAGAAGAAGGGGAAAACCCCGAAGUAGAGGGAGAUAACUGUGUGUCUCAGAGAACACGGCAAUACACACGAUAUGGAAAGUGUGUGGGACACUCUAGCUUUAUCACACAUUUGGAUUGGUCGAAAGAUGGAAAUUAUAUCAUGUCAAACUCUGGAGACUAUGAGAUACUAUAUUGGGAUAUCACAGGAGGCUGCAAACUUCUCAGAAACAGAUAUAAAAACAAAGAUCGUGAGUGGGCAACAUACACAUGUGUACUAGGAUACCAUGUUUUUGGAGUUUGGCCAGAAGGAUCUGAUGGGACAGACAUUAAUGCUCUUGCCCGCUCCCAUGAGAUGACCAUGAUCGCAGUUGCAGAUGAUUUCUGUAAGGUUCAUCUCUUUCGAUAUCCUUGCAAUAAGCCCAAGGCACCAAGCCAUGUCUAUUGUGGUCACGGAAGUCAUGUGACCAAUGUUCGCUUCACUCACAGUGAUAGUUACCUCAUCUCAUUGGGCGGGAAGGAUGCAAGCAUAUUUCAGUGGCGGGUUGUGAAGGCCAGCAACAUUCCUCGCAAUCAUUCACUGUCCUCCACCUCUUCUAUAGAAACCGCUCACUGAGUGAUAGUUCAUAUUACACAAAGCAUCAUCUGCAAGAGUUACACGCUGAAUAAAGCCGCAUACCAUGA
Molecule: messenger RNA, 3118 nt
Organism: Bufo gargarizans (Asiatic toad)
Lineage: Eukaryota; Metazoa; Chordata; Amphibia; Anura; Bufonidae
Gene: EML3
Product: EMAP like 3
Exons: 23
Coding region: 330-3050 (906 amino acids)
Biological process (GO): microtubule cytoskeleton organization
Cellular component (GO): mitotic spindle
Molecular function (GO): microtubule binding
Source: RefSeq, a predicted model, not a curated record